AUGGCGUUCGUGACGCUAUUCGCAGGCGCCGCCGCCGCCGGUCUCAUGUGGUGGAAAAGGUCCAAUGACAGGGCCGAUGAGAUUUACCAAUGGCUGGCCUCCACUGAUUACAUUCGGAAACGGGACCAUGUGAACGAGGAGAGCCGGCAUUCCAUGGAUGCCAUCCUUGUCCACCUACGCUCUGGCAAUCAGUACGCAGCCAUGGAUAUUUACAAAAACCUCUGUGGGCAGAUCUCGGAGACCACGUAUCGCCAGUCCGAGCUCGUACAACGCUUCAAGAUCGAGUUCCCUCGAGAAAUUGUCCCGUACGAGUUGGCCAAGACCAUCUUCUUACCAAAAUUCCCUGCCACUAUUGAGGUAGGCCCAACGGCCAGCGAAGUAGGCCUAAUGUCCGUCGCCGCAGCAAACGCAUCGAUCAUUGCCGAUGCUCCCAUGUCAGUACGCGCUCAGCCUCCCUUCGAAUCACAGCGGCUCCAUAUGAGCGGUAAUUACUUGAACCAACCCGAACCUGCCGCCAGGUAUGGUGUUUCGAACGCGCCGAGCCGUGCUGAGCCGCAAGGCUCGGCUGGUGGCGUCCAGCCUGACGCAAGGCCAACGGGAGAUCCACGACACGGCAUGACCGGUGGUAAACCCAGGAGUCGUCGUCGAAGCAUGUCACCGCCCCCCGCCAGGAGGUCCGCUCGGGCGAUGGGAGACACUGUCGAUAUUUUCGACCACCGCGUUAGAUAUCGUUCCCGGAGUCCAAUCAGAGGUACCCAAGCCGACGGGCCAUCCAGAUCCAAUACAACGGCCGUGGAUCCGAAGCGUCACACGAGAAACGCCAUAGACAUCGCCAAUGUCGAUAGUGACCGGUGGUCGGAGUGGAGCGGAUUCACACAAUGGAGCCGGCGUCCAAUGACCGCAUCAUCAGACUCGAACGACCGCUCUUUGGCAGAUGACGUCUCGAGAAGUCUCACGUUCAACUCCGAUUCCCAAAGCGUCGAAAGCGUGGUGCCACCUGCAUCUCAAGAGCCCGACGAUACGCUGACCAGGAUAGAGAGAUACGUUGGGGGUCUCAGAAAGACAGAGGUGCUUGGUUACGUUACCCCUUUGCAGAUUACCGCCCGGGAAUGUCAGAUUUCCGUCGAACGGAUGAUUAGAGAUGUGAUGAGACUACCCGUGAAGAGGAAAGUUAUCAUGUAUUACUCCGGCAGACCCCGCCUGACCCAUGAUUCGGCCCACAUCGCCAGACACAUCAGCGACGAGAGGGCCGACGGCGGUUCCGAUCGACCAUAUCGUCCACAUAGAUGGUUCUCUGCCAUGAUCAUGGCUACCGGUGAUGAACAGGAAGAAGAGUGCCUUCACUGUCGGAAGAUGAACAAAGAAGGCAAAGUUAUGACAUGGGGUCCCAAAUGUACGAAGACCAAUGUCAAUGGUCUGGACCGGUGCGCGAACUGUGAGUGGCACCGGGAUAAAGGUUGUCAUUCGCAGUGA
Diaporthe citri is the source of this 1473-nucleotide messenger RNA. RefSeq lists its product as uncharacterized. Lineage: Eukaryota; Fungi; Ascomycota; Sordariomycetes; Diaporthales; Diaporthaceae. The record is from RefSeq and is a predicted model, not a curated record. The transcript has a single exon. The coding region runs from base 1 to 1473 and encodes 490 amino acids.